Messenger RNA from Penicillium oxalicum, 840 nucleotides. It is a transcript of the gene phb1, whose product is annotated as prohibitin subunit PHB1. Bases 1 to 840 code for a protein of 279 amino acids. NCBI's taxonomy places the organism in Eukaryota, Fungi, Ascomycota, Eurotiomycetes, Eurotiales, Aspergillaceae. Gene Ontology annotation, biological process: mitochondrion organization. Gene Ontology annotation, cellular component: mitochondrion; membrane. The record is from RefSeq and is a predicted model, not a curated record. The transcript has 2 exons.
AUGGCCAACGCCCUAUACAACAUCUACCGGUUGGCUGGUCCCGUGGCCGCCGGUGCCAUCCUCUUCAACGCCUCGAUCUACGACGUUCGCGGCGGAACCCGCGCCGUCAUCUUCGACCGAAUCUCAGGUGUGCAAGAGACGGUGGUGAAUGAAGGAACACACUUUUUGAUUCCCUGGUUGCAACGCGCCAUCGUGUACGAUGUGCGCACCAAGCCUCGCAACAUCUCGACAACCACCGGAAGUAAGGAUUUGCAGAUGGUGAGCUUGACGCUUCGUGUCUUGCAUCGUCCGGACGUGCCGAAGCUGCCUCAGAUUUACCAGUCAUACGGUACCGACUACGAUGAGCGUGUGCUACCCUCCAUCGGAAAUGAAGUCCUCAAGGCGAUCGUCGCCCAAUUCGACGCGGCCGAGCUGAUCACUCAGCGUGAAGCCGUCUCCAAUCGCAUCCGCAACGACCUCUUGAAGCGUGCGUCGCAGUUCAACAUCGCCCUCGAGGACGUCUCCAUCACCCACAUGACCUUUGGCAAGGAGUUCACUCGCGCCGUCGAACAGAAGCAGAUCGCCCAGCAAGAUGCCGAGCGGGCCCGGUUCAUCGUCGAGCGUGCCGAGCAGGAGCGUCAAGCCAACGUCAUCCGUGCCGAGGGUGAAGCCGAGAGUGCCGAGAUCAUCAGCAAGGCGGUCGCCAAGGCUGGCAGCGGUUUGAUCGAAAUCCGUAAGAUCGAUGCCAGCAAGGAGAUUGCGCAGACCUUGGCGACCAACCCCAACGUGACGUAUUUGCCCGGUGGAGAGGGCAAAGACGGUGGGAAGAGCACAAGCCUCUUGUUGGGCCUGCGGUCGUAA